AGUGUCACCUUUGUUUGACAUAGCGUUUUUUUCACAAUUUGCUUAAAACAAUUUCCAUAUGAUUCAAUUACGUUGUGAUCGGAUCUAGAAUUGAAUGGAACGAGUUCGAUACAGUUUGAAAUAUCCUUUGAUUGUGUGGACUGUUUAAUGUUUCAAAUCAAUUCUCUUUUUGUGAACAAUUUGAUUGUGUUCUAAGUAUUGCAAACAUUAUAGACAUUAAUUUACUCUUAUCAGUUUAUCAAGUCCCGGUGUGUGUUGAUGUUUUGAUUUCUAAAUAAACCGUCGUCAUUAUAGUGCAAUCAAUACAUCUGCACGUGCAACGAAGUGCAUUGGUUUCACAUCAGUGGAAAUGGUUAUUAGUUUUUUUCGGUUCUCAAGUCGAUUAUUUUUAGCACAUCAUCAUUCAUUGAACAUUUCGAAACAAGCGUUUCUCUUCGGACGAAAGUUUAGUAGUCAAGUAAAGGAUUUAAAAAUGGAAAAAAUCAUCGCCAUUGGACAGAUGCGGUCAACUAAUGACAAAGCAGCCAAUCGCCAACAGGUUCAACAGAUUGUUGAGUCGGCCUCUCAGGAAAAUGCUAGCUUUGUAUUCUUACCCGAAUGCUGUGAUUAUGUUGGCAAUGAUCGUCAUGAAACACUCGCUCUGGCCGAAACACUGACUGGAGACACGGUACAAUUCUACCAACAAUUGGCUAAAGAGAAAAAUGUGUGGUUGUCGCUUGGUGGAGUACACGAAAUCAUUCAUGAUCAGGAUAACGGGAAAACCGACAAAUUACAUAAUUCCCACAUCGUUAUCAGUAAUACGGGCGAAUUGGUGGCUGUGUAUCGGAAAUUACAUUUGUUCGAUGUGGAAACGCCGGAGUUUCGGUUUCAGGAAUCGUGUGUUGUAAAUGGCGGCAAUUACAUCGUAUCUCCCUUGACAGACACACCACUUGAAGGUGGUCUUGGAUUAUUAAUUUGCUACGAUCUACGGUUCCCUGAAGCGUCAACAAUUCUGCGCAAAGCCGGUGCCACAUAUUUAACAUAUCCAUCGGCAUUUGCCUACUCAACCGGUUUGGCUCACUGGGAGUCAUUGUUACGUGCCCGUGCCAUUGAAAAUCAAUGCUUUGUGAUUGCACCGGCUCAAGUUGGUUACCAUAAUGAGAAGCGUAGAAGUUUUGGACGAGCAAUGGUGGUUGAUCCUUGGGGCCGAAUAUUGGCUGACUGUGACCAAGACGAUGCAUCUGUUCCACAAUGCCGAACAGUCAAAAUUGCAUUGGACUCAUUGCUGGAUGUUCGCAAACGUUUGCCAUGUUUCGAUCAUAGGCGUAAUGAUGUCUACGCUUUAGCGCCUCUCCGUUUGGUUUCAGCUGAGAGAUCGUUGAACGCAACCAAUUCGGAUUUUCAACCAAAACCAAUCGAAGAUGAGAAAACGCCAUAUUUCCUAUUCGAAAAGUAUCCCGUUCCUAAGUCAACCACAUUUCUUGAAACGCCAUUGAGUAUUGCAUUCACAAACAUUACCUGUGUUGUUCCUGGCCAUGUUCUCAUUGCAACGCGACGAUGUGUUAGCCGCUUGAAGGACAUGACGCCUGAGGAAAUUGUCGACUUCUUUAUGACCGUGUGCAAAUGCCAGCGUAUGCUUGAGAAAUACUACAACACAACGUCAGCCACUGUGACUGUGCAAGAUGGUGAAAAUGCUGGACAAACUGUCCGGCACGUUCACUGUCACGUGAUGCCCCGGAGAGAAGGUGACUUCGAGCAUAAUGAUGAAAUUUACAUCGAACUGAACAAGCAUGAUCACCCCAAAGACGGCGAAAAACGCACAUACCGCACACUCGACGAGCGUGCUGCUGAAGCCAAUGAAUAUCGCAAAAUUCAGAGUAAAAACAACUUUUUUUAGGAAAAACAAAUCCUUCAAGUCAUAUGGUCAAAAAUUACUUUUAAUAAUGAAUUAAUAUUUGUUUUUGUUUCUGUUGGUUGAAUGUAUCCAAAAGUCAAUUAUUAUUUUUUCCUACUGUACAAACUUUUUUUGUGAUGUGAGAAAAAUACACCUAUUAAUCUGGACCAUCCAAA
Messenger RNA from Sitodiplosis mosellana (orange wheat blossom midge), 2049 nucleotides. It is a transcript of the gene NitFhit, whose product is annotated as nitrilase and fragile histidine triad fusion protein NitFhit. Bases 350 to 1876 code for a protein of 508 amino acids. Lineage: Eukaryota; Metazoa; Arthropoda; Insecta; Diptera; Cecidomyiidae. Gene Ontology annotation, biological process: nucleobase-containing compound metabolic process. The record is from RefSeq and is a predicted model, not a curated record. The transcript is spliced from 7 exons. Gene Ontology annotation, molecular function: bis(5'-adenosyl)-triphosphatase activity; hydrolase activity, acting on carbon-nitrogen (but not peptide) bonds, in linear amides.